Coccomyxa subellipsoidea C-169 is the source of this 2131-nucleotide messenger RNA. Its product is annotated as citrate synthase. The coding region runs from base 1 to 1833 and encodes 610 amino acids. Lineage: Eukaryota; Viridiplantae; Chlorophyta; Trebouxiophyceae; Coccomyxaceae. The record is from RefSeq and is a predicted model, not a curated record. The transcript is spliced from 13 exons. Gene Ontology annotation, cellular component: cytosol. Gene Ontology annotation, biological process: fatty acid biosynthetic process; tricarboxylic acid cycle; acetyl-CoA biosynthetic process. Gene Ontology annotation, molecular function: ATP citrate synthase activity.
AUGGGCAGCUUCGGUCAGAUAUUCAGCAAGGAUACCCAAGCUAUAUUUUACAACUGGAAAGCCAAUCCCGUCCAGCGAAUGCUGGACUUUGACUUCCUCUGCGGGCGGACCAUUCCUUCCGUAGCAUGCGUUGUGCAGCCUGGGAACCCUGGCGGGUUUCAGAAGGUAUUCUUUGGGCGAGAGGAGGUUGCUAUCCCCGUGUCAGGCAGCGUGCCAGAGGCUGUCAAGCUGCACCCCAAGGCAGAUGUCUUCAUCAAUUUUGCAUCGUUUCGGAGCGCGUACGAGUCGAGUAUGGAGGCGAUGAAGCAGCCCACCAUCCGCGUGGUGGCAGUGAUUGCCGAAGGUGUGCCUGAAGCGGACACAAAGAAGCUCAUUGCCUACGCACGGGCCAACAACAAGAUCCUUCUUGGGCCGGCCACUGUUGGUGGAGUGCAGGCAGGAGCAUUCCGCAUUGGAGACACCGCAGGCACGCUGGACAACAUCGUUGCAUGCAAGCUGCACCGGCCUGGAUCCGUAGGCUUUGUCUCCAAGUCCGGCGGCAUGUCCAAUGAGAUGUACAACGUCCUGUCCCGCACAACUGACGGGCUCUACGAAGGAAUCGCUAUUGGUGGUGAUGUCUUCCCUGGGUCCACUUUGUCGGACCACUGCCUGCGAUAUGAAAAUAUCCCACAGAUCAAGUUGAUCGUGGUGCUGGGAGAGCUUGGAGGCCAGGAUGAAUACUCUCUGGUCGCAGCGCUGAAGGAGGGGCGAAUAAAGAAGCCGGUGGUGGCCUGGGUCAGCGGGACCUGCGCAAAGCUGUUCAAGAGCGAGGUGCAGUUCGGCCAUGCUGGCGCCAAGAGCGGCGGCCAGAUGGAGUCUGCACAGGCAAAGAAUGCAGCGCUGAAGGAGGCGGGCGCAAUCGUGCCAGACUCUUUUGAGGCGCUGGAGGGCGCUGUAAAGCAGACUUACGACAAGCUGGUGGCCGAGGGCAUCCUGGUGCCACAGCCAGACGUGCCCGCCCCCAGUGUUCCACUUGACUUGGAAGCUGCCAAGAAGGCCGGCAAGGUGCGAGUGCCAACGAACAUUGUCUCGUCCAUCUGCGAUGACCGCGGGGAGGAGCCUACCUACAAUGGCGUGGACAUGAGCACUCUCAUUGAGGGUGACUACGGCGUUGGGGACGUUAUUUCCCUGCUAUGGUUCAAGCGGGCCCUGCCAAAGUAUGCGACGCGCUUCAUCGACAUGUGUGUCAUGCUCUGCGCGGAUCAUGGCCCCUGCGUGUCAGGUGCCCACAACUGCAUCGUGACCUCCAGGGCUGGCAAGGACUUGGUGUCCUGCCUGGUGUCAGGCCUGCUCACGAUUGGGCCCCGCUUCGGAGGAGCCAUUGAUGACGCAGCUCGCUACUUCCAGGACGCCUGCGACCGGGGCCUGGAUGCGGAUGACUUUGUCGAGGACAUGAAGAAGAAGGGCAUUCGGGUGGCUGGCAUUGGCCACCGCAUCAAAUCAAAGGACAACCGCGACAAGCGCGUGGAGCUGCUGCAGAAGUAUGCGCAAAAGUUCUUCCCCAGCACGCGCUACCUGGACUAUGCGCUGACUGUGGAGCGCUACACGCUGACCAAGGCUGCCAACCUGGUGCUCAACGUGGAUGGCUGCAUCGGCGCCCUCUUCCUGGACCUGCUGCACUCCUCCUCAAUGUUCUCGCAGGUUGAGAUCCAGGACAUUGUCAAGAUCGGCUACUUGAACGGUUUGUUCGUGCUCGCGCGCUCCAUUGGGCUCAUUGGCCACGCCCUGGACCAGAAGCGCCUCCAACAGCCACUGUACAGGCAUCCUUGGGAUGAGGUUCUGUACACCAGGUAGUGGGCCAGCAGUGAAAAUGCCCCACCGCUGGGCAGACGGCUCAGUUUUGGUACCAGCCAUGUGCUUAGGCUGGCAAACCCUGGUGCUCUGCUAUUGUGUGCCUAUCUUCUCGAAUUGGCUGUAGAAAACAGUCACUGGCCAGGCACUUACUAAGUAGGUCUAGUAAGGUAUGUGUGAUUUCUCUCUAGAAGGGAUAUAAGAUUGUUCACAAAGCUCGAGCAUUACGGUCUAAAUUUGAACGCAUGCACAAGCAAUAAUACUCUGUUUCAGAAGUCCAAUCAGAAUUAUAUUCAACAUC